Messenger RNA from Polistes dominula (European paper wasp), 1243 nucleotides. RefSeq lists its product as uncharacterized. NCBI's taxonomy places the organism in Eukaryota, Metazoa, Arthropoda, Insecta, Hymenoptera, Vespidae. The record is from RefSeq and is a predicted model, not a curated record.
UCCUCUUCCAAAACUUACUCGAUUUAAAUACAGCAAAUUUAUUGCGACAUGCUGACUUGGCGAACGAUGCAAAUAACUCAAAGACAAUUCACGACGACAGCGCAGUACUAAAACGAACAGUUAAGAGCAUGAUCGAUAUUAAAGAAUCAAAGAAGGAAGAUGAAGAACUACUCUUACCAGAUGUUGCUACUAAGAAAUUCAAUAAAUUUUCCGAAUUUAACAUCGAGACUGUUAUCAUGAAAGGGGUUGUUAAACAAUUGGAAAAGUGGCCUUCUUAUCUAUUCUUUGUCUUUUUUAUCGGUUGCAUUGUAAUUGUGAAUCUUGUUUUAUUAAUUAUUGCAACUGUUACUUUUUCAUUACCUACGAAUAACACGAACAUUAAUAAUAAUCGAGAUGAUAUUAUUAAUGGUAAAUCGAUUAACGUAUAUUCGAUUAAAGAAGAAAAUCGUAUUUGGUCUAUGAUAGAUUUUUGCUACAUUGAAAGUGCAGCACGUGAGAAUCCAGAGUUAAAUAUCAAUCUAAUUAACAUAUACAAAGAAAUACCUAAGGAAGAUAUUAAAGAAAACGUUUUAAUAAGAACAAAAUUCGAGCCUGAAAUUAGUAGAAUUACAAAUGCUAUUGAUUUACGAAACAAAGAAAGCAAAUCUUUAAGAAUAAUAUUAGAAACUCGUUUAAGAGAUCAACUUGCUCGUAAAUAUGAAAACGUUAAUACUCAAAAUAUCAUCGUCGACAAUUUCUUUGAAGGUACAAACCUUUCUAAAGUUGUUGGAAAUUUAAAUAAUAAAAUAUUAAAAUUAGCCACCGAAGCGUAUUUCAUUUGGAAUUCAUCUGGAAUUGCUAUUAAUCCGAAAUUAUAUUGCAAUUUGAAAUAUAUUUCACAGGUUAUGUGCAAAAAAGAAAAUGAAAAAUGUGUAUUGGAUGCAUUGGCAACUAUUGAUCCUAAAAAUGAUAUUCAAGCUGCUGGAGUACCUUGUCAAAUAUUCCUAGGAUAUUUUAUAAAUGAAAUAUCGAAAAACGAUUCGAUUCGUAAAGGAGAGAUAUUGUUAAAGUCCAUAAACAGUUUUUGUCCAAGAACAUAUUCUUGUAACGAAAUUAGAAUCUUGAAAGAUGUUAAAAGGUGCACAUUGAAUACCUCGAAGUGUCCAAUCGUUUACAAUUACAUGUUACCUCAUUUAAAACAAAAGUAUUAUAAAGAAUAUCGUAAAUAAUUAUAUUGUUUAUAAGAUAAUUACAAAUAAAAUAA